Malaya genurostris is the source of this 734-nucleotide messenger RNA. RefSeq lists its product as uncharacterized. The record is from RefSeq and is a predicted model, not a curated record. Bases 67 to 594 code for a protein of 175 amino acids. The transcript has a single exon. NCBI's taxonomy places the organism in Eukaryota, Metazoa, Arthropoda, Insecta, Diptera, Culicidae.
AACUGUGUGUUUGAUUUCCGUUGGACAUAUCUUUUGUGUUGAAUAAGUUAAAGCCGGAUUAUUAUAAUGGCCAAUAUCAAACGCCAAUUUAAUUUUCAGGAAUCGCUGAAUUGUUCGCAAAGCUCUGGCGAUCGGAAAGCAAAGGUUCGAAAAACGAUUGAAGUCACUCGUUCGACUCGUUACACGGAGAUUGUGGAAGGUAAUAGUGCACGGACGGAGCAAAACGAAGUAAUGGUUGGACAUACUCAGUUCAUCAACACUCAAGAUACCGACACACAGCACAAUAAUUGCAAUACUGGUCUUGCUCUCAUGGACGGUAGUUUGAAUAACAUCCAGGAAACGAUGGACGACGACAGAGAAAGAUUUAUUUUGUCCUGUCGGGAAUCAGCUGAUUCGUAUCUAAAACGAUUGGACCAGGUAGAAAUAAAACUCGAGGCAAAUGCAAAGUUGGUCAUGAAAUGCAAGAAGUUUGAAGAAAAUAUGCUGAAGGAAAAUGACGACAUUCGUAAAGGGCUGCAGGAGCUGCUAGAGAUGAGCCGCAAAAAGCAUACCCUACGUGAGGAAACACUCGCUAUGUUACUGGACAAAUUUUAAUAUUCUUUUGAAAUGAAAAAUUGUCUAAUAUUGUUGAAAUAAGCUAGACGAGGUAUUUUGUAGUAAAUAUGUCGAAUUCCAUUCCAAAUCCCUAUUGAGUAACCACAGCAAACUGCAAAUGGAAAUGAAAUUACAAUAAA